This is a messenger RNA of Acyrthosiphon pisum (pea aphid), 2090 nucleotides long. It is a transcript of the gene HisT, whose product is annotated as Histamine transporter. Gene Ontology annotation, cellular component: membrane. Gene Ontology annotation, molecular function: heme binding; heme transmembrane transporter activity. Gene Ontology annotation, biological process: transmembrane transport; heme export. The record is from RefSeq and is a predicted model, not a curated record. Lineage: Eukaryota; Metazoa; Arthropoda; Insecta; Hemiptera; Aphididae. The transcript has 8 exons. Bases 489 to 1838 code for a protein of 449 amino acids.
GAGAUUUUCGAAACGCCGCGGGAAUAUGUGCCUAAAAUACGUCUCUGUCACAACAUCAUUAUUAUUAUAUUCGUGCACCUCAAACCUCCAAUAACGAUUUAUUGUAAUGUUUAACGCUCUUAUAAAUAUUGUAGUCUGCCAUCGCAGUGAAAUUUUUGUAUACAUUUAUUGUUCGCCAGAUUUUCGUCUAACGUCGUCGCCGUCGUCUCGUCAGUCUCGUGUGCUUUUUAACGUGCGAAAUAUUCAAAUUUCUCCUCCCACGAAAGACGGACUGUUUAAACUAUUUCUAAAUCGAACACGGUCGUGAAACUGCAUAGUAACACUCAGGACUCAGUGGACAACGUAUUUUGCCCCACAACCAGAGUACCGUACCUACCACCUAUAACUGAUGAAUUAUCGACAAAAAAAAAUGCCUUCCUAUAUGAAUAUAUUAUAUUGUUGUGAUCAAAUUAUGGCAUCAAGGUGAACGGUCUUGAGGAACAGAAAUCAUGUCCGGCACGACGGAUAACGGGGUCGCCGGGACUCAUAACGUACAGCCGACUAUCACAGAAUGUAAACUUUACAAAAGACGAUGGCUUAUGUUGGUGCUAUUUGUCCUGUGUUCGAUGAUCAACGCUGUACAAUGGAUACAGUACAGCAUCAUAUCAAACGUGGUUAUUAGAUUUUAUAAUGUGUCAAGUUUUGCUGUGGAUUUCACAUCCAUCGUAUACAUGAUAACCUACAUACCACUUAUAUUCCCGGCGUCGUGGAUACUAGAAAAAAAGGGUCUUCGCGUGGCCAUGGUAGCCGGCUCGUGCGGCACGAUGAUCGGUGCCUGGUUUAAAGUGGCGUCUUCCAGUCCGGACAGAUUUUAUAUGACCAUGUUGGGUCAAACGAUUGCGGCUAGUUCGCAAGUUUUCAUAUUGAAUUUGCCGGCACGUCUGGCAGCAGUGUGGUUUGGCCCGUCUGAAGUGUCUACGGCAUGUUCGAUCGGUGUGUUUGGAAAUCAGUUCGGUGUAGCUCUGGGCUUCUUGUUGCCACCAUUAUUGGUUCAAGACACCGGCGAUUUGUACGCCAUAUCCGCAGGCUUGUCACGAAUGUUUUACGCCACAGCCAUAAGUUCGACACUAGUGUUUAUACUAAUAUACUACUUCGUCAAGCCAUCCCCGCCAUUACCACCGAGUUUGGCACAAGCGAAUCAGAGGUCGACCAGUAGCAAUGACCCGAAAAACUUUGUCAAGUCUUUGUGGAGACUAGUUUACAACUACGGAUUCCUUUUGUUAUUACUGUCAUACGGCAUGAAUGUCGGUUCGUUUUAUGCCAUUUCCACGUUGCUAAACCAAAUUAUAUUGGAACAUUUUCCUGAUAACGCGGUAGAUGCUGGCAGAAUAGGUCUAACGAUCGUCCUUGCAGGAAUGGUGGGUUCAGUGGUGUGUGGUUUUAUUUUGGACAGAACGCAUCUUUUCAAAGAAACGACUUUAGUGGUAUAUGGUUGUUCGUUGGUCGGCAUGGUAGUCUACGCGUUCACAUUGUCUUGCGGACACAUAUUAGUUGUGUACCUGUCAGCAAUCCUACUUGGGUUUUUUAUGAAUGGUUAUUUAGCGGUCGGGUACGAAUUAGCAGCUGAACUGACCUACCCAGAGUCCGAAGGAACGUCCAGUGGAAUGCUAAAUGCAGUGGUACAAGUAUUCGGCAUCGUUUUCACCUUGAUUUAUGGAUGUAUAAAUAAUGCAGCUGGAGACAAGAAAGCCAAUUUAUUUUUAGCCGGAACACUCGUCUUAGGAACCUUUCUCACUGCCAUGAUACCAUCUGACUUGCGGAGGCAAGCGGCUCAAGAAAAGAAAUCAUUGGUUAAUUAAUUAAUGAUAGUUUUACAAUCAUAAUCAAUGUAUAAUUGGCUCAAGUAUUUUUAAUUUAUUAUCACCCCACCAAUAUAUUAUAAAGUAUUUAAGUAUGUUAUAUUGAUAUAUUUUAAGGAUCUGAUAAUAUUCCAUAUUCGCCUAGAAAGGAAUUAAAGUUAAUAACCUAUAAAGAUUCCAUAUUUUAGUAAAAUAUAAAGUAUUUAUUUUUCAUUACCUAUUACAUUUUUUUAAAUAUUAUAAUAUAACUAC